UUGCAAAGCCAGAGCGUCCAAGCAAGCAAAGAUUCAAGAAAUCGAAGAAAAUACUACUGUCUCAAACACGCAAACCUCUGACUAUAUAUGAUCUUGUUUACAUAUCAUUUCAUUCAACACCAAAUCUUCGCUUUUGAGCUUCUUUUUUGGGGUAUUGUUCUGCUGACUGAGAUCAGAUGUUUCAGAAAGUAAUGGGAGUGUUCUGCGGUCAGCCUAAAACUAAAGAGAAAGAAACAGCAGAAAAGAAAUGGAAGAUCAAAGGGAAAGUGGUGUUGAUGAAGAAAAACAUUCUCGACGUCAAUGACAUUAAAGCUUCAUUCCUUGAUUGGCUUCAUGAGUUGUUUGACAAACGUGUCUCUUUGCAGUUUAUCAGUGAUGCCCAUAAUGAUCACUCAGCGAAUGACCUGAGAGGGAAGCUUGGAAAAGUAGCAUAUUUGGAGAAGUGGGUAACAAAAAUUACCUCAAUAACAGCUGGAGAUACAGAGUUCGAUAUUACUAUUGAUUGGGAUGAAAGCAUGGGUGUUCCUGCAGCUUUCAUUAUUAAAAAUCAUCAUUACAGCCAGUUCUUCCUCAAGACUGUCACCUUAGAAGAUGUUAGUGAACAUGGUGGGGUACAUUUUGUCUGCAAUUCUUGGGUCUACCCAACCCACCGUUACAAGUAUGAUCGAGUAUUCUUCUCAAACAAGACCUACCUUCCAUGCCAGACACCUGAGCCAUUACGCAAAUAUAGAGAAGAAGAACUCAUAAAUCUGCGUGGAAAUGGAAAAGGUGAGCUAAAGAAUUGGGAUAGAGUGUAUGACUACGAUUACUACAAUGAUUUGGGAAAUCCAGACAAGGGCAAAGAAUACGCACGCCCUGUUCUUGGAGGAACAGAAGAGUUUCCAUAUCCUCGACGGGGAAGAACCGGGCGAAAACCAACGAAAAAAGACCCCAAUUCUGAGAGCAGAUUGCCGCUUCUAAAUCUAGAUAUAUAUGUUCCAAAAGAUGAACGUUUUAAUCGCCCAAAAUUUUCAGACUUUCUUGCUGAUGCUCUGAAAUCAAUAGUUCAAGUUUUAGACGCGGAGUUCAAAUCUUUGGGCGACAAGACUAUAAAUGAGUUUGAUUCCUUUGAUGAUGUUCUUAAUCUCUAUGAAGGGAGAAAUAGCAUUUCGAGUGCGAUCACGAUCAAAAAAUUAAGGAAUUGCAUUCCUUGGGAGAUGUUCAAGGAACUCCUUAGUACUGAUGGUGAGCGACUCGAUAAAUUCCCAAUGCCCGCUGUGAUCAAAGUGUAUAAGGAUGCUUGGAGGACAGAUGAAGAGUUUGGGCGAGAAAUGCUUGCUGGACUCAACCCAGUUGUCAUUAGUCACCUCCGAGAGUUUCCUCCAACCAGCAUGCUAGACCCUAAUGAAUUUGGGAACCAAACCAGUACAAUAACAAAAGAGCAAAUAGAAGAGAACAUGAAUGGGCUCACAGUAGAUCAAGCAAUCAGAAGCAACAGACUCUUUAUAUUAGAUCAUCAUGAUGCACUGAUGCCAUACAUCCCAAAAAUAAACUCAACAACCACAAAGACUUAUGCUACAAGAACAAUCCUGUUACUGCAAAAUGAUGGUACAUUGAAGCCAUUGGCUAUCGAAUUAAGUCUACCACAUCCACAGGGUGAACGUCGUGGUGCUGUCAGCAAAGUUUUCACUCCAACGGAAGAUGGUGUUGAGGGCUCAGUGUGGCAGCUGGCCAAAGCUUAUGUUGCUGUAAAUGAUUCUGGAUACCAUCAGCUCAUUAGCCAUUGGUUAAACACCCAUGCUGUAAUAGAGCCAUUCGUAAUUGCCACAAACAGACAGUUGAGUGUUCUUCAUCCAAUAUAUAAACUUCUGCAUCCCCACUUCCGUGAUACAAUGAAUAUAAAUGCCUUAGCUAGGCAUAUUCUGAUCAAUGCUGGAGGGAUACUUGAGAAAACUGUCUUCCCUGCCAAAUAUUCCAUGGAACUAUCUGCUGUUGUUUACAAGAACUGGGUUUUCCCUGAGCAGGCACUCCCUGCUGAUCUGCUCAAGAGAGGAGUAGCAGUUCCAGAUUCAACGCAGCCGCAUGGUCUCAGACUUCUGAUAGAAGAUUACCCUUAUGCUGUUGAUGGUUUAGAAAUCUGGUCUGCAAUAAAUACAUGGGUUGAGGAAUAUUGUGCUUUCUACUACCCAGAAAAUGAAAUUGUUCAAAACGAUAAUGAACUGCAGUCAUGGUGGACAGAGAUUCGCAAUGAGGGGCAUGGCGACAAGAAAGAUGAACCAUGGUGGCCUGAGAUGCAGACACUAGCUGAUCUUACACAAACAUGCACUAUUAUCAUAUGGAUAGCUUCAGCCCUCCAUGCAGCUGUCAAUUUUGGGCAAUACCCUUAUGCUGGCUACCUCCCUAACCGUCCAACUCUAAGUCGUCGUUUCAUGCCUGAGGUUGGCACCCCUGAGUAUGCUGAAUUGGAGAGAAACCCAAACCUCGCCUUCCUGAAAACAAUCACAGCACAACUACAAACCCUGGUUGGUGUAGCCCUCAUUGAGAUUUUAUCAAGGCAUUCAACUGAUGAGGUCUACCUUGGACAAAGAGAUGCUACUAACUGGACUUCAGAUCCUGAACCACUAGCAGCAUUUGAAACGUUUGCAAAUAGGCUGAAAGAAAUUGAAAAGAAAAUUAUAGAUAUGAACAAUGACGAGAAAUGGAAGAACAGAGUUGGGCCUGUAAAGGUGCCUUACACCUUACUUUUCCCUAACACCUCAGAUAACUCUAGAAAGGGUGGACUCACUGGCAAGGGAAUUCCCAACAGUGUCUCUAUAUAAUUUUAAGGCUGUAAGCUGUUAAAAAAGUAGCCUUUAGUACUAAUUUGUAGUUCCUGAGUGAUUUUAUUAUCCCAAUUUCUUGCUCUAUCUUGUAUGAAACAUACAUAGUUGUAUCUACAAAAUAGCAAUUGAAGGCCAAAUAAAGAGCAAACAUAAGUUCCAUAAGGAUAAA
Hevea brasiliensis (rubber tree) is the source of this 2970-nucleotide messenger RNA. Its product is annotated as probable linoleate 9S-lipoxygenase 5. The record is from RefSeq and is a predicted model, not a curated record. Gene Ontology annotation, molecular function: protein binding; oxidoreductase activity, acting on single donors with incorporation of molecular oxygen, incorporation of two atoms of oxygen; metal ion binding. The transcript has 9 exons. Gene Ontology annotation, biological process: lipid oxidation. Bases 177 to 2798 code for a protein of 873 amino acids. Lineage: Eukaryota; Viridiplantae; Streptophyta; Magnoliopsida; Malpighiales; Euphorbiaceae.